This is a messenger RNA of Rhipicephalus sanguineus (brown dog tick), 1706 nucleotides long. RefSeq names its product oxysterol-binding protein-related protein 9. NCBI's taxonomy places the organism in Eukaryota, Metazoa, Arthropoda, Arachnida, Ixodida, Ixodidae. The annotation marks the transcript as partial. The transcript has 8 exons. The record is from RefSeq and is a predicted model, not a curated record. Gene Ontology annotation, molecular function: sterol binding. Gene Ontology annotation, cellular component: cytosol; intracellular membrane-bounded organelle; membrane.
UUUGCCUUCUUCGUAGUAGACAACUUGGAAGGCCAGAGGGGCAUUUUUACUCACCUGCUGUCGCAAGUCUACAUUGGCAUGGACCUAACCAAGGUCACCUUGCCCACUUUCAUUCUGGAGAAACGCUCCCUGCUCGAAAUGUACGCCGACUUCUUCGCCCACCCCGAGCUGUUUGUCAGCAUCGUGGACCGGGGCAACGCCAAGGAACGCAUGGUGGAGGUUGUGCGGUGGUACCUGUCCGCCUUUCAUGCUGGACGGAAGGGAGACUUGGCCAAGAAGCCUUACAAUCCGAUCUUGGGGGAGAUCUUCCGCUGCUACUGGAGGAUCGGCGACAAAGCAGGGGAUCCCGUGCCCGACGGACCGGUGCCCUGGGCUACCACGAACGACUUGUGCUUCAUCGCCGAGCAGGUGUCCCACCACCCGCCCGUGUCGGCCUUCUACGCGGAGCACGCGGGAAAAGGUAUCUGCUGCUGCGCGCACAUCUGGACUAAAUCCAAGUUCCUGGGCAUGUCCAUCGGGGUGCACAACAUCGGCCAGGGCACCAUCUGGUUCAUGCGUCACGAUGAGGAGUACACGGUGAACUUCCCCAGCGGCUACGGACGCUCCAUCUUCACCGUGCCCUGGAUCGAGCUGGGAGGCACCGUCAACAUCAACUGCGAGAAGACCGGCUACAGCUGCACCAUCGAAUUCCUCACCAAGCCGUUGAUCGGAGGCAAGAAGCACCAGCUGACAGCAGAGAUCUACCCGCCCAACGACAAGCGGCCUUUCCUCACGGUCUCUGGCGAGUGGAACGGCGUCAUGACGGCCAAGAACAUUCACGGGACCGAGGUGACCUUCGUCGACACGCACACCAUGCCGAUCACAAGAAAGAUCGUCCAGCCGAUAAAAGAUCAGGUGGCCUACGAGUCUCGCAGGUUGUGGAAGGACGUGACGCUUAACCUGAAGCGCAAGGACGUGGACAAAGCGACGGAGUUCAAGUCGCAGCUGGAAGACCGGCAGCGUAAAGAGGCGGCAGCGCGGAAGGAGUCCAACACCAAGUGGGAGACCAGGGUAUUUGAGCCAGAUGGGGACGGCUGGACAUACAAGUACCCGCUGCAAAAGCGCCUAGGCAUAAAGAGGAGGGGCCCUAAAGAAACGACUUCCACGACACCGUCGACGGCGAAAUAAGCUCAGAAAUUGCGCCCAGACACACUGGAGGCUUCCUCACGAACUCCCCAGCUAUCCUGCGAGCUCUGUGUACGAAGAAAGAUCUCCGCCCGUUUCCUCGUGGUCACCUGGGACAUUUAGUCGGUGCCACUUGCACAAACCGUGUCUCGGGACGCUUUCAAGAUUGGUAGCUGUGUGACCUUUUGGUACAGGCGGCGAGGCUCAAAGGACGUGGUUAACCGGCGGCGCGACGAACAGCUUUUGCGUCGAAAUAUGCCUCAAGGACUGUGAUAAUAAAUUAUGCUCCUCAGGAGCUUCAUUUGUUGCUUUCAGAACGCUUCACACGUUCCUAAAAAAAUCGGCUCUGCGAUUGGCGACGCCGUUGAUUUUUGGGAGGUUUUCGAACAACAGAUAUACGUAUACAUAAUUGUGGGCGCAUAUUUCGCAAUCGCGAUAAUGGCAGCGAGUGUGCGGUCCCAGGAAACUUCCGGUAACCUGCUUUGCCGGUCUGCUACGUUGGAACGAAAAGCCAGUUUCUGUGUCGUUGGAGUGUUUUUAUG